AUGGGCGGCGGGUUGUCCAAAAGUCAAAUCAAUGUCCACUACCAAGGUGCGACAGAUGUGGAUAGUACUUACAUUGUCACUAAAACGGACUCCAACAACAACGUCGGAAGUGCCGCCUCAGCGACGAAGCCGAUGCCUGUGGUGAACGCGCAGUGGGAACGAAGCACCACUGAACCCAGUAGAGAUGGCGUUGCCGUAUCGCCCGCAGCAGCGGCGGCAGCACCACGCAAAGAGGAUGCGAGGGGGCUCGGCACCGCCCCCGCGAGAGCCGGAAAUGGGCCCGACGGCUUUGGGGGCAACCGCUGCACGAACUCCGCUACCUCGGCGGCGGACGACAAUGGCUCGCCCAUUCCCAUCCGACAGGGCGGGAGCCAUGUCGGGUACAUCUGUCUGAGCGACAUUAUCGGGGACAAAGAUAGCCGCAGCAAGUAUAUCAAGAUGAGCUCCAUCGGCAGAGGCGCCUACGGAGAGGCGUACGUGGUGAAGCGCAACCCGGCCUACGACGCGACUGCACGGCCCAUGGUGGAGGCGCAGAUUGAAAGCAAUGCGCUGGCGAACCCGACACAGCCAAAUGGGUUGUAUGUGGCGAAGGUUAUGGACCUGCGCGCUAUGAUGUCGCAAGACCGACAGUACGCACAGACCGAAAUUAUGUGCCUGGCGCACACGCACCACUUCGCCAUCAUCCGCUAUUACGAGCACUACGUGCUCGACAGCGAUGACGAGACUGUGGUGAUCGUGACAGAGCUUGCGGAUCGCGGUGACCUGCGCCGCAACUUGUACAACGCCUCCGCGGUGCGUCCAUUUCUUGAGGCGGGCAGCCAAGCCACAACAGGUGGCACUGCUGGCACCACGGAUUCUCAGAUGCUGUUGACGGAGCGAGAGGCAGGUGCAUACUUUGUGCAGCUGCUCUUGGCCUUGCAUCACAUCUCUGCGCGUCGAAUGAUCCACCGUGACAUCAAGAGUGCAAACGUGUUGCUUACCUCUCGCGGCUUCCUCAAGCUGGGCGAUUUCGGCUUCUCCCAGAAGUACGAGAGCACUGUCAGUAGUGAGACAAUUGCCGGCACAUUUCUCGGCACCCCGUACUACCUCUCGCCAGAGAUGUGGAAAGGGAAGCGCUACGGCAAGAAGGCGGACAUCUGGGCGGCCGGGGUUGUGCUUUACGAGAUGCUAAUGGGUGGGCGCCGUCCCUUCGAGGCUUCCAGCUUGCCGGAGCUGCGCAUGUGCGUGCUGGAGCAGGAGUUUGUUCCACCCACAGGGCCACCGACAUCAGGGACGGCCGACGCGAACAGCAAGGGGGGCGCGCAGCCAAAGUUUUCCAACGACAUGCGCGAGUUACUCGUCGCCAUUUUUCAGAAGGCGCCUGAGAAGCGUCCAAGCGCUGAGGAGCUGCUGCACAGGCCUGUCAUGCAGCACUACCUCUGUGUCUUUGAAAGGUAUAUCCAUUCUCUUAUCAGCUACGAUGCGGCGGCACUUGCGGCGAACCCGACGAUGGACCGACAGGGACUCUACUUUGCCGACCCGGCGGAUCAGGCACUUGUGCUGCAGGGCAUUGCGGAGGGGAAGGAGGCCAUUCAACAAGUGGCUAAGCGCACGGUCACCGAGAAUGCCUCGAUGCGAUACGAGGGCGUGGUGUACAAGGAUAACCACAACGGUGUCUGGAAGGAGCGGUAUCUACUGCUCGAUGGCACCACGCUCACAAUUUCCUUGUCCAAGGGCAAGGAGGCCGUUGGCGGCGGUGAGCGCAGCAAACGAGUGCUGCUUUCCUCCAUCAAGUCGGUGAGCCCGUGUGAGGUGGAGGAUGCGCACGUGCGUGUGGGGAACGCUGCGUCUCCUACCGAUGGAUACAAGCCACCCUACGCCUUUGCGAUUGCGAUGCAGAGCACCAACUCCAUCACCUUUGGCGUUGCUAGUGCUGAGGAGCUGGACCGCUGGAUGCAGGCGCUCAUGCGUGUCCUGCAGAUCGAUUAG
Leishmania mexicana MHOM/GT/2001/U1103 is the source of this 1968-nucleotide messenger RNA. RefSeq names its product putative protein kinase. Gene Ontology annotation, biological process: protein phosphorylation. The coding region runs from base 1 to 1968 and encodes 655 amino acids. The record is from RefSeq and is a predicted model, not a curated record. Gene Ontology annotation, molecular function: protein kinase activity; ATP binding. Lineage: Eukaryota; Euglenozoa; Kinetoplastea; Trypanosomatida; Trypanosomatidae. The transcript has a single exon.